Messenger RNA from Gambusia affinis (western mosquitofish), 632 nucleotides. RefSeq names its product cytochrome c oxidase assembly protein COX14 homolog. The record is from RefSeq and is a predicted model, not a curated record. The transcript has 2 exons. The coding region runs from base 167 to 343 and encodes 58 amino acids. Lineage: Eukaryota; Metazoa; Chordata; Actinopteri; Cyprinodontiformes; Poeciliidae.
CAGGACAAGAGUAAAUUCUCCUAAGAGCACCAGUUUCCGCCUCUUAUGGAAUACGAAGGUUAGUUAACUGCAGGCUACAUAUCUGGAUUCUUAUGUGCUGACAUUGAAGCAAAGAAACUACCGUUUGUUGCGUUUACUUUUUGUUGGAUAAAAAAGGAUCAUCAUCAUGGUGACAGCAAAGCGUCUGGCUGAUAUCAGUUACCGCGCUUUUUCUACCUCAAUGAUGCUGCUGACGGCAUACGGAGGCUACCUGUGUGUGAUGCGAGGACACCGGUACUGGGUGAAGCAGAAACAGCUGAAACUGGCUGCAGAGAACCAGGACCCUGAAAUCAUCAAAGACUGACGUCGCCUGGACUGCACUGUUACUCCUACUGGACGUUUCCCAUUCCUCUAAUCCAUCUUAAUGGUGAAGAGAAGGAUUCCUCCCCGAAUGUUUAUCUAUUCCCACACAGAUUUUGUUUUUCUUUCGUUGUAUAAAAUUUAACCAAACAAUGGUAGAGAAUAUAUUUGGCCUUUGUCACAUCUGCAGAACACAAUUUCAAGUUUGUAUUGUAUAAAAAUGCCUUAAAUAAAAGUGUGACAAUUUAUCACAGUUCUGCAUUAAAAGAGACAUCAUCAAACAACAGAAUAUA